AAAUUUUGUGUAACAUACCGUAUCAGUUGUUUGAGCGUGACUUCUUAUGUUGCCGAUGCCGCUACACUCCUUUCUCCACUACUCACAGUGUACCGCCGUUCGCCACAAAGAUGGCACACAUUUCCAAUGAUUUGAUCGGUUCUUGGAUUGUCUUGCUGGGAUUUAUUGCCCAUGUAACGUCCCAAUGCGUAUCGAACACCAUUACCCUCGGGUACGGAACAGUGCAGACGACUUCCAAGGACAGCCAAUAUCAGUUAGGUGACAUCUUCUACAGAGAGUGCUCAGCUCGCUCGGAUAGGCAGUAUGUAGGCUGGUGCCCGGAUCCGCACGAUACCGACCCAAGGAUUCAGAUAAACUUUCCGGAAGUGACGGCCCUGCACGCCAUCGUCUUUCAGACUACCUUCACCCAAUGUGACCAGACCACCGACUACCGGAUGAAGGCCUUCCUGGAGACCUUUGACCUUGAUUUUGUGUUACCAGGCGACCAAACCGGUACUUUGGUGUCGUACGCAAAGAACCUGCUGGCUCUGGACAGUCACUCGUCCGAGAGAAAGGCGGAGUUUGCUGAACCCCUUGUGACCAAGACCCUACUCAUCACCCCAAAAAGCCACAACAUUUACCCCUGCUUCAGGGUUAAGUUUUUGGGUUGCAACGCGGAAAAUUUGUGCCCACAAGGCUGGUGUCUCAAUGGCGGAAAAUGCGCAGGAAAUGAGUACUGCGCAUGCGCACCGGGUUUCUUAGGCAACAGGUGUAACGAAACAGCCAAUGACGUUAAGCAAUACAACUACGAUUUCCUUGAAAUCAAAGACGGUGUCCUGUCGACACCUGAUGCAUCAUUUGACGUCGUUGGUGACGUCACUCUUGAAAGAACACCGGCACGCCGAGACGAUCACCAUAACCAUGGACACAGCUCAUGCCACUUCAACAGUCAACAAGGGCACCAUAGCUACUGCCAAUACAACGGCCAUAAUAGCAACCACAAUGGCGGCAGUAACCACAAUGGCGGCGGUUCAUCUCAUGGAAGCCAUAACAACCCUGUCUCAACUGGACACUGCAUGAGCAACCUUCACAACAAUCACCAUGGUUUCACGACCUCCCUGAACGCGCACUUCCAUCACGGUCAUCACGGACACUGCCACCUCUACUCCAAUGGUGGUCAUCUGCACCAGCAUCAGGGAGCUUCCCUUAGCUACAACACCCAAACUAAUCAACUGGAAUUCCACGUCAGCACCCCAACGCGCAAAUGGACUGUCCAAAUCCAGAUUAACCUCAAUUUCGGUGUGACCCACCAAAUCUCCACGUCGUGGCAUCCGCAAACCGGUGCGCAUGUAACGGUUAACAACAACCAUGUUGGUUCCUGCGGUUUAGGACGGCCCCAUGCAACGCCCCAUAACCAGGUUGUCGAUCUGCGAUUGGGCGACGGGCACAUUAACAUAGCUGUGAAUGUGAACAUCAACAUGUCUCUCUCAGCCCUUAACAUGUUCCCGGCACCGACCUGUCAACUCCAGCAAGCUGGAAUUAGUGGCCCAUACACACUGGCAGCUCCUCCUGCAACCCAGCCGACUCAACCAAUAAUGACGACAACACCUGCCCCUGCUACUACUGCCACCACCACAACUGCUGGUGCCACGACCCAAACGACGACGUUGCCUCCUGUCACUGCGACAACCACGCAUGCGCCGACCACCUCAACAGCGACCACUCCGACUACCACAGUUCUGAAGGGACCGGCUUGCUACGAGUAUAGUUGGCAGCCGAGUAUUGGGUCCGUGCAGACACAGACGCGGUGUGCACCAGGAGAGGUGUGUGUCCUGUACAACGAUCCGAAGGGAUACACAGCGAAAUGUAUGAAGAAGGAUUUGUGCGAUGCGGGUAAGACUCUGGCCCCUGGGUCGUGCUGGGAAUGCUGCGACAGCUACCUGUGUAACGACCAUUGCUCAGCCUCUUCAACUGCGACAUGCGCAGACAAACCCGCCUGUCAAACUAUGAUUGCCACCGGAUAUGACGUAUGCAGCGACACCAAGAUGGCAGUCGACAUUUGUAGCAAGACUUGCAAGAUUUGCUAAUUUCUAUGAAAAGGUCCAUAACCAAGCUUUACCUCAAAUAAAAAUAUUCGCUU
Messenger RNA from Dreissena polymorpha, 2119 nucleotides. RefSeq lists its product as uncharacterized. The transcript has 12 exons. The coding region runs from base 111 to 2066 and encodes 651 amino acids. NCBI's taxonomy places the organism in Eukaryota, Metazoa, Mollusca, Bivalvia, Myida, Dreissenidae. The record is from RefSeq and is a predicted model, not a curated record.